AUGUUGUGGGUAGAUAAAUACCGUCCAACGUCUCUCUCGUCGCUUGAUUUUCAUCCAGAGGUGACUAAACGUCUGUUAAAUUUAUCUCAAUCAUCCGAUUUACCUCAUUUACUUGUCUAUGGACCUUCUGGUGCUGGUAAAAAGACACGGAUUAUGGCACUCUUACGUGCUCUAUAUGGAGAUGGUGCAUCAAAAGUUCGGUUAGAGCAUAAAUCAUUCAAAAUGUCAACGCAUAGUCACUCCAAAGUGGAAAUUACAACAGUUGCAAGUAAUUUUCAUAUUGAGAUGAAUCCAUCGGAUGUGGGAACACAAGAUCGACUUGUUAUUCAAGAAAUCUUAAAGGAAAUUGCUCAAUAUCAUUUAAUGGAUACCAAUGCUCGCCAACCUUUUAAAGUUGUUUUACUUAUGGAAGUUGAUCGAUUAAGUAAAAACGCACAACAUGCUUUACGUCGUACAAUGGAAAAAUAUACAGCAACGUGUCGUCUUGUGUUAUGCUGUACUAAUCCAUCUAAAGUCAUUGAUCCAUUACGAAGUCGUUGUUUAGGUGUACGAGUGGGUGCCCCUACAAUUGAUCAAGUGUGCAAUAUUUUGCAAGGAGUUUGUAGAAAAGAAGGAAUCGAGUAUUGUGAUCCUUUAGGGAAACAAAUUGCUAUCAAAAGUGAACGGAAUUUGCGACGUGCAUUGCUUAUGCUUGAAACCUGUCGCGUCCAAAAUUAUCCGUUCGUAGCCGAUCAACAGAUUCAGUUGCCGGCAUGGGAAGAAUACAUUUGCAGUCUGGCGAAGGUAGUGCUUCAGGAACAAUCGCCUGCUGGCCUUUUGAAGGCGCGCGAGAUGAUCUAUGAGCUUAUGUCCAAUUGCGUGCCGUCCGAGGUGAUCCUCAAGGUUCUGUGUUGCGAGCUCAUGAGCCGCUUGGACGACGAUCUCAAGCACGAGCUGGUGCAAUGGGCCUCAUACUACGAGCACCGCAUGCAGCGUGGCUCCAAGGAUAUUUAUCACUUUGAGGCCUUUUUGGCCAAGUUUAUGGCGCUUUACAAGAAGUUCCUGCUGGACUUGUACAUGUAG
Molecule: messenger RNA, 1062 nt
Organism: Peronospora belbahrii
Lineage: Eukaryota; Oomycota; Peronosporomycetes; Peronosporales; Peronosporaceae
Source: the annotation of a GenBank genome assembly